This is a messenger RNA of Ctenocephalides felis (cat flea), 677 nucleotides long. It is a transcript of the gene Rpb5, whose product is annotated as DNA-directed RNA polymerases I, II, and III subunit RPABC1. Gene Ontology annotation, molecular function: DNA-directed RNA polymerase activity; DNA binding. The coding region runs from base 1 to 633 and encodes 210 amino acids. Gene Ontology annotation, biological process: DNA-templated transcription. Gene Ontology annotation, cellular component: RNA polymerase II, core complex; RNA polymerase I complex; RNA polymerase III complex. The record is from RefSeq and is a predicted model, not a curated record. Lineage: Eukaryota; Metazoa; Arthropoda; Insecta; Siphonaptera; Pulicidae. The transcript has 6 exons.
AUGGAUGAUGAUGCUGAGACUUACAAAUUAUGGAGAAUUAGAAAAACUGUUAUGCAACUUUGUCACGAUCGAGGAUAUUUAGUAACACAAGAUGAAUUGGAUCAAACUUUGGAUCAGUUCAAACAACAAUUUGGCGAUAAACCCAGUGAAAAACAUCCAGCGAGGUCUGAUCUUAUUGUUUUAGUUGCUCAUAAUGAUGAUCCUACAGAUCAGAUGUUCGUUUUCUUUCCCGAUGAACCCAAAAUAGGAAUAAAAACCAUAAAAACAUACUGUACAAGAAUGCAAGAUGAAAAUAUUCACAGAGCAAUUGUAGUGGUUCAGAUCGGUAUGACACCUUCAGCUAAACAAUCACUAGUUGAUAUGGCUCCUAAGUACAUAUUAGAGCAGUUUUUAGAGUCUGAGUUACUAAUUAAUAUAACGGAACAUGAACUUGUACCAGAGCAUGUUGUCAUGACACCAGAGGAAAAACAGGAAUUGCUUGCAAGAUACAAAUUGAAAGAAAAUAUGUUGAUGAGAAUUCAAGUCGGAGAUCCAGUCUCAAGAUAUUUUGGUUUAAAAAGAGGACAGGUUGUGAAAAUCAUACGAUCAUCCGAAACUGCUGGAAGAUAUAUCUCAUAUCGUUUAGUGUGCUAAACUAUAAAUUAUAAACUAUUGAAUAAAGAUUUAUUUUAAGCAAG